Molecule: messenger RNA, 3647 nt
Organism: Eucalyptus grandis
Lineage: Eukaryota; Viridiplantae; Streptophyta; Magnoliopsida; Myrtales; Myrtaceae
Product: probable LRR receptor-like serine/threonine-protein kinase At3g47570
Exons: 2
Coding region: 70-2913 (947 amino acids)
Biological process (GO): protein phosphorylation
Molecular function (GO): protein kinase activity; protein binding; ATP binding
Source: RefSeq, a predicted model, not a curated record
CUCUGCAUCACAUCUCUCAUUCUUUCAUGAUCUCCCUGCAUAUCACUUCAGUCCAUUCUGCUUUGAGUUAUGCAACUCGUGGGCUUUAGUUUUGCAAACUUACCAUUUCGUCGCUUCAUUUUUGCUAUUGCUAUUGCAUUGUGCUUUGCACGAGUCUCCUCAGCGUCAAAUGAAACCGACAAAUCAGCAUUACUUGCAUUCAAGGUGGGGAUAACCGAGGACCCUCUCAAGGUGCUUAGCUCUUGGAACGGUACGGUCGAUCUCUGCCAAUGGUACGGUGUUACAUGCAGUCACCGUCACCACAAUAGAGUCACCAUAUUGGACCUGAAUUCCUAUAAGCUCUCAGGGUCUAUCUCUCCUCACAUCGGGAACCUUAGCUUCUUAAGGAUAUUGAGGCUCUACAAUAAUAGCUUUCACCAUGAAAUCCCUCCCCAGAUUGGGCGGUUGCAUCGAUUACGCAUCUUAUCGCUAGCCAAUAAUUCUCUAGCAGGAGAAAUCCCCAGGAACACAUCAAGCUGUCAUAACCUCCUUGGGAUCGGAUUGUCCAGAAACCAAUUGAGUGGAGAAGUUCCUCCAGAGAUAGGUUCAUUGGUGAAGCUUCAGUGGCUUUAUUUAGGAGGAAACAAUCUAACAGGAAGUGUCCCUUCUUCCAUCGGGAACUUAUCAUCGUUGGAGGAGCUUGCUCUUUUCCUAAAUUACUUAGGCGGGAGUCUUCCUUGGGCUCUAGGUCAGUUGACCAAACUGAGAUCACUUGGUUUAUUACAAAAUCAGUUGUCUGGUACGAUUCCGCUUUCCCUCUACAAUUUAUCGUCAUUGGUAGUAUUUGACGUGGGACUUAACCAAAUACAUGGAAGUCUCCCCACUACAAUAGGCUUUGAUCUCCCUAACCUAGAAUUUUUUAGUGUUUCCCAGAACCAAUUUGUUGGAUCAAUUCCUCAGUCGUUAUCUAAUAAUGCCACAAAUCUACAGAUACUUGAACUUGCAAGCAACAAACUCUUAGGGAACGUACCUUCUUUUCAAAGUUUGCAUAACCUUCAAAAGUUGCAGCUUGACGGUAACCACCUUGGAAGUGGGGGAUCCGGGGAGUUGAGCUUCCUUUGCUCAUUAACCAAUAGCACUGGCUUAAUCUGGUUGAUUAUUUCAGAAAAUAGACUAGGUGGGUUGUUGCCGGAUUGCAUUGGUAAUUUAUCCACUGGUAUCACGGUAUUGGAAUUAGGCGUAAAUCCUAUAGUUGGUGAGAUUCCUAGAGCAAUCGGCAAUCUUGUGAACUUGGAAGUCUUGGGGAUAGAAAACAUCUUUCUUUCAGGUGCUAUCCCGUUUGAUGUGGGAAAUCUUCAAAAUCUAACAUAUUUGGCACUCUCCAAUAACAAUCUAUCGGGGGUAAUUCCAUCCUUUUUGCGAAACAACAAAUUGAUUCGAUUACUUCUUGAUGGGAAUCACUUUCACGGGCACAUUCCUUCUUCUCUAGAUAAGUGUCGAAGUCUGACGGACCUUGAUCUUUCUGACAACAACCUUAGUGGUUCCAUAUUCCCGGUGGUGAAAACUCUCCUCUAUUUGAACUUGUCUCACAACCAUUUGAAUGGGGCCCUUCCAAUGCAAAUAGGACAAAUUGAACAUUUAAAUACUUUGGACAUUUCAGGCAAUAUAUUUAGUGGUGAAAUUCCAAGCAGUCUAGGUGAUUGUGAUGGAUUGAUAGUAUUAAAAUUGAAGGAUAACCAGUUCCAAGGAACCAUUCCUCAAUCAUUUAGCUCAUUAAGAAGCAUUGAGAAACUGGAUUUUUCAAAUAACAAUCUAUCGGGUGAGAUUCCGAAAUUCUUAGAGACAUUUGACUUCCUGGAAAUGCUGGAUUUAUCAUACAACAAUCUUAAAGGCAUGUUACCAACAGAAGGAGUGUUCAAGAAUACGAGUGCCACUUUUAUUACCGGAAACAACAAGAUUUGUGGAGGAAUCCCGGAAUUUCGGCUCCCUAAAUGCAUCUCUAAACACUCUAAGAGGAAAGGAGUUGUUCAUAAGUUGAAAUUCACGCUCCCUGUUUUUUUGGGACUUCUAGGGGUGGUUCUUGCUCUAGUUUAUGUGUAUGUAUGUUGGUUGAUGAAGAAGAAAACAAAAGAACCCACUUUGAGUUCCAUAUUUGAUAGCUCGCAAAAUUUAUCUUAUGGAACUCUCCUUAAAGCAACUAAUGGUUUUUCUUCAACUAAUUUGAUCGGUGUUGGUAGUUUUGGAUCUGUUUACAAGGGAUUGCUCCAGGAGAAUGGGAUUAACGUUGCUGUGAAGGUGCUUAAUUUAAUGCAUCAUGGGGCUCUAAAGAGCUUCAAAGCUGAGUGCGAGGCUUUAAAGCGUAUAAGACACCGAAAUCUUUUGAAGGUAUUGACAAUAUGCUCAGGUACUGAUUAUCAGGGGAAUGACUUUAAGGCUUUGGUCUAUGAGUUCAUGGUCAAUGGUAGCCUUGAAGAAUGGUUGCACCCAUCUCCAAUACCAGCUAAUGCAAAUGGGCCUUCAAAAAAUCUGAGUCUCAUCCAAAGGAUAAAAAUUUCCAUCGACAUUAGUUUUGCAUUGGAUUAUCUUCAUAACCAAUGCCACAACACGAUAGUUCAUUGUGAUCUAAAGCCAAGCAAUGUCCUUUUAGACGCUGAGAUGGUCGGACAUGUCGGUGACUUUGGACUGACAAAGAUCAUCCUUGAAUCCACAUCUCAAAUGAGCACAAAUAUAAGCUCAAUUGGUUUGAGAGGAACAAUCGGUUAUACUGCUCUAGAAUAUGGAAUGGGUAGUGCGGUUUCUGCUGAAGGUGAUGUCUAUAGUUAUGGCAUCCUCUUGCUAGAGAUGUUCACCGGAAUUAGGCCCACCGCCGAGAUAUUCAAAGAAAAUUUGAACCUACAUAUUUUGUUGAGAAAGCUUUGCCUAAACGAGUCCUAGAGAUUACCGAUCCCAUUCUAGUUCAAGAAGUGGAAAGCUAUGCAGGCGAAAGCAGAAAGAGCACACUCCAGGAUUGUCUAUUAAUGAUCUACGGAAUUGGGAUCGCUUGCUCUGUUGAAGUCUUAGGAGAGCGAAUGAGCAUAACAGAUGUAGCAACUCGACUAUGUUCGAUUAGGGACAGACUUUACGCAGCUGGCUUACAAGGAUAGGUAAUAUAUUAAAGCGGUAAGUUUUCUCGUACCUCCUACAAAUGCCAAACUGAACCACUUAUGCAUUGACAGGCACGUGACUGCACGCAUUUUUUUUCCAAUCUAGAUAAACUCAAUUUUCUGGUUAUGUGAAGAUGGAGCCAUAAAGGUAACAAAUGUCUUCGUCCUCUUCGGGGAAUAGAGAGAGGUGGCAGGAGGUCUUCAUCCCUUAUGCAAACGUGGGACAGAUGCUUCUCCAAUGUAUCGUGAGGUUGGAGAAUUGAAUUCUGAGAUAGACUCCGAAUAGUUUAGACAAUGAAGAACAUAGCUGUUUUUCAGUGUUCCUUCUGAAGUGAAAGUUGGCGCGUAAGACGAGAAGACGGCGUUAGGAAUGAUGCUGUCAUCUCACAUCUGUGCGGUAUAUUUGGAAAAUUGAGAAGAAAGGCAUACAUGCUUAGCCUGUAUAUGUCUCCUAAAGCUAUGCAAGCAAGUCCAUUUAUCGUUUUGUUCUGUUUUGCUAGUUAAAUAGUUCAAUCUAAUAAUACG